UUGUUAGGCGAGAGUCCAGCGCUAGUUCGUCCGAAGUUACACCGAAACUUUCGCAACAAUGCUGCGCUAAAGAUGAGUCGACAGCAGGACGAGCAGGGCGUCGUGUUAACCGCUUACACCAGCAACAGCGGAGCCUUAUCGGCUGUCGGCUGCAAAGAGCCGGCGGAGUCUCCAGCAGCGAGCCGCAGAACCGGCCAGUACAAUGUCCAGCGGGGCAAAGCGGCCGGUGCGGCCGGUGCGGCCGGUGCGGCUCUGGGCUCGAGCUCAGGGAAAGCACUGUACCAGCGCUGCAGCUCCCAGGACUCUCUGGACGAGCAGGCCAUGGUGGACUACUUCAAAGAGGUGGAGAUCAUCCAGCGCAGCGGAGACGCAGAGACGCAGGAGGACCUGCAGCUGAAGGUGGCUGAUGAGGGCGAGCAGGAGGAGGCGUGGCUGAUGGAGGCGGGGCUUGCGACGCUGUUCGACGAAUCGGCUUCAGACGGUGAGGAUGGCAUCGUUCUGCUGUCGACUCUGACCCGAACGCAAGCGGCCGCCGUGGAGAGACGCGUGGAGAUGCUCAAACAGACGCUACGCAAACGCAGCAAACCGUACAGUGUCCCAGAUGUUCGAGAGAUCUUUAAACCAUCUCCUGCUUCACAGAGUAAAGAUGAGGCUGGAUCCACAGAAAGAAGUGGGAGCAAUAAACAGGAAGUGGAAGGACUGGGUAAUGGGGCGGGGCCUGGCGCUCCAGGGGGCGGAGCUGAUGCUGAGACGGACAUUAACCUGGAGGUGUCGUUCUCCGAGCAAGCACUUAUCUACAAAGAAGGGUUGAAGGUUACCCAGCCCCAGAAUGAAGCUGACGACAGGUUACCCGAUUUUAAAGUGUCCCAGGAUAAGACCGGACAGACAAGAGUAGGCGAUCUGUCCGCUGAGGACAUGAAGAAGGUUCGCAGGCUUGUUCUGAUCGAGAUGAGCGCUCUGUUCGACACGUGUGGCAUCGAGGUGAAAGCUCAUAAAGCUCUCAAGGUCAAAGUGAGAGAGUCGGGUUUGUUUGGUGUUUCUCUCUCUACGCUGCUGGAACAAGACCAGCGGAGGAUCCCGGGAACCAAAGUGCCUCUUAUCCUGCAGCAUUUGAUCUCUCACAUAGAGGAGCAGGGUUUAGACACAGAGGGUGUGCUGCGGAUCCCUGGAGCCGCUACUAGAGUGAAGGCCGUCUGUCAUGAGCUGGAACACAAGUUUUACGAAGGCGUGUUCCCGUGGGAGAGUCUCAAACAGCACGAUGCAGCCAGUCUCCUGAAGCUGUUCAUCAGGGAGCUGCCCUAUCCUCUGCUGACCGUCGAGUACUUCAACGCCUUCGUCUCUGUGCUGAAGCUGCCCACUAAGAAACAGCAGCUGCAGGCUCUCAAUCUGCUGGUGCUCCUGCUGCCCGAACCCAACAGAGACACUCUCAAGGUACGACACACCUUCACUGCGCAUUCACACUUCACACAUUCACUUCACUUUUCCUCAACUCUAAAUAUUCCCAAGUUCAUCCUGAAUCAGGUGCGCAAACAAAACAUGGAGAACCAGCGGAAGAUGAACAGAGACAGAGCGGUUAAAAAACUACUGAAGAAGAUGGCGUACGACCGCGAGAGAGCCUCUAACAAACAAGAGAGCAACGCUGAGGUGAGAGGAGCUACACAAACACAGAGCA
Molecule: messenger RNA, 1672 nt
Organism: Sinocyclocheilus grahami
Lineage: Eukaryota; Metazoa; Chordata; Actinopteri; Cypriniformes; Cyprinidae
Product: rho GTPase-activating protein 18
Exons: 11
Biological process (GO): signal transduction; regulation of actin filament polymerization; regulation of small GTPase mediated signal transduction
Cellular component (GO): cytoplasm
Molecular function (GO): GTPase activator activity
Source: RefSeq, a predicted model, not a curated record